Bactrocera neohumeralis is the source of this 3234-nucleotide messenger RNA. RefSeq names its product homeobox protein Hmx (gene Hmx). Bases 629 to 2332 code for a protein of 567 amino acids. The transcript is spliced from 3 exons. Gene Ontology annotation, cellular component: nucleus. Gene Ontology annotation, biological process: regulation of transcription by RNA polymerase II. Gene Ontology annotation, molecular function: RNA polymerase II transcription regulatory region sequence-specific DNA binding; DNA-binding transcription factor activity, RNA polymerase II-specific. Lineage: Eukaryota; Metazoa; Arthropoda; Insecta; Diptera; Tephritidae. The record is from RefSeq and is a predicted model, not a curated record.
UACAAAGUAUAUAGUAUGCAGGUUCGCAGUGCAACAUAAACGACCGGGGGUUAAAUCGUGGAAAACAAUAAAACUAAACGAUCGCCUAAGAACAAACAAAUAAACCAACCAGCAGCCGGACAGACAUACAGUCAUAGAGACAAUCGCAUAGACAGGCGGGCGGCGGUCGAAUGUGUUCAGUGAAACAGAACACUUUUCAUUGAGCUGCGCCGAGGACAACGAAGUUUUGAAUUCAAAAUUUCAAUUUAAAUGCGAAGCAUAGGUGAAACGGUAAAGUCGUCCUAACGAUUUCUGCGGGUGUACGAGUACGCGCGUCUAAAUAAUGGUGUUAAGUUGAUGUAACUUUCAUGUGUGUUCAUAGUGCAGAGUUAGUUUUAAAGCGAAAUCUUUCGGCUGUACUUAUAAAGAACAAAGAGCUUACAUAUAUUUCUGGUUAAAAUAAAAUCAUGCGAACAUAAUGAAACUGAAAAUCCUUAGAAGAAUUUUCGAUUUGUAAAAGAGUUUGUGCUCAGUAAAUGGAAUUAGUGCAUUUCGAUUAAAACUUUGAAAAUAAGAGUGAAAACAUAUAUCCAGCCAGUGAUUUCAAACCAUUGCAAAUUUAGCUAACAAAAUUUGUUAUACAAACCAAAUGUCUUCCUCAGAGGCUGAAGUUGAUAUAAGCGUGGUGUCCAGUCCCGAACCUAGUCCCGCCGGUUGUGGCAAUGGCAGUGACACUCCGUUACGCUCAGCUUCUCCGACGCCCUCCAACGGAAGCACGCCAACAGCGACAUCAACGCCAACUACAGCCGCCGGCACACCUACUUCCAGUGCUCAUUUUCACAGUCCGAACGCCACUGCUUUAACUGCUGUACCGCCGACGGUUCUACACCAUCACCUGCAACAUCACCUUAGCAGUUUAAGCGGUCACCCCGUGGCAUUACAUCACGCUUUGCACAGUUUCGGUCAUCUUCAUGCUGCCUAUCCUGCGCAUCAACAAUUAUUGCAACACGCAGCGAUUACACCUACAGCGGGCCAAAUGGCUUUGGCUUCAGCGGCGGUGGAUCGACUUAGUCCGCCGGCUAUGGCUGCUAUGGCGCCUCAUUCACCCGAACGUAAUGGCAACGAUGAUGUUACUUCCUUAACGGGUAAUAAUAACAACAACAAUAGCAAGCUUUUGAAUCACAAUAAUAAUAGCGACAGCAACGGCAGUAGUCAGAAUAUGGUGUUAGGCCGUGGAGAGGCGAGCAACGGUUGCGGCACUGCGUCCGGAAAUGCUAAAGCCACAACCAGCAAUGGAUUUACUAGUUUCUCUAUAUCGAGUAUCCUUAGCCGCAGUGAACCGUCGAAAAAAAGUGGUGGUAGCCAUAGUGUACCAACGCUAAUCACACCGAUACCACAACUGCCACAGCCUGGCACCGGCGGCCCACAAGAUGCGGCGAUGAUUUCUAGAUUGGGUUUCAUAUCGCAAUGGGGUGCUCUAGCUGGUCGUUAUGCGGCGCUGUGUCCUCCAGGCUGGCCAUGGGCACCACAACGUCUGCCUUUCCACAGCCCCACACAUGACAGUUCCUCAACCAACACAACGGAAAAUCCUUCCUCGCCUACAUCGCUCAGCCCAAACCAUAUUGGCAACAACAACAGCAGCAGCAACACUCACGGCAAUGGUGGCAACAAUGGCCAUAGCAAUGGCAAUAAAUCGCCUUCGCCGCAUGGUUACAAUCAUAGCCAACAACAACAUUCACAUCUGACGCAUCCGCAUCAACCUUCAACGCCUACAAGCAGUGGCGGCGGUAGCAACGGGCAUCCGCUGCUCAGCCACCACAGCUCGCAUUCGAAUUCCAGUUAUUUAUUGCCCAGCAGUUCCAACGAGUCCGACGAUGAUGGCGAAGAGAUUAUCGAAGAAGACGAUGGCAAUGAUGGACCCUCAGACGGCUCUUCGCCACAAGGCGGCGAUGGGAAUCAAACGAAACGCAAGAAAAAGACUCGCACAGUGUUUUCGCGAGCACAGGUCUUUCAGUUGGAGUCCACAUUCGAUAUGAAACGCUACCUCAGCUCUUCGGAGCGUGCCGGUUUAGCUGCCUCACUGCGUCUCACUGAGACACAAGUGAAAAUUUGGUUUCAAAAUCGACGCAACAAAUGGAAACGUCAGCUGGCAGCCGAACUGGAGGCAGCCAACAUGGCGAAUAUGGCACAUGCCGCACAACGUUUGGUCCGCGUUCCAGUGCUCUAUCAUGACGGCUCUGGUGCGGGAUUUGUACCACCCCCACCACCGCACCACCAUCCCAUGCAGUAUUAUGCGGCGGCAGCAGCACGCAACACAAGCCCACCACGGCCACCCCUCUCCUCGCUGGUAUAGGGCGUGGGGUGCUUGGCGGCCGCAGUGGUACCCAACUGCGGAGGUCCAAUCUCACUGCGAAAGCCGCCAUACACCAAUCAUGCGCCAACAACGCCGACGCCGACAUCAGUACACGAUAUGGAUGACUCGGAUACAGAGGAGGAAGCCGCAAUCGAUGUGGAAGCCGACGAGGAUGAGGAGGAGCUGUCCUUAACGCAAGCGUCGUUAGCACAGAGCAAUAGGGAUUCAACUAGCGGCGGCAACAGUGUUGCUGGUGGUAGCGACGUGGUGCGGAAAGCGACACCAUUCGAGCUGUUGGCGAAAAGUGUCAAUUGCCUGGAGAUGCACAGCAGCGGUGGUGGCAGGGAGUUGAAUAUCAACAGUGCUGGUGGCGCCAGUAAUGACAACGGUGUUGAAAGAGCCAACACAGUGCACAAGGUGUAUUAACAGAGUGGAGAGAAGAAGGAGAGGCUUUCAGCUCUUGUCGGAAGAAUCCGCAAAGUGUUGUAAAUUUAUAUUGUGUCAUACAGAAAACAUUGGUUUCACAUACAAAGAAUUUCACUGCUUAAGUGCAUGGAGAAAACAAGAAGAAAUGUUAAAAGCUAACUGAAGCGGGAUACAUUCGUGGAAGAGUGUACGUAAAAAUUAUUGAGUGUUUUCUCUUAAAGUUAAUGUGUGGUCUGUAUAAUAGGAAAGUGCUAAGUAAAAAUUGUAAUCAAUGUUCAAACGUUUAGGUUUCCAAGUAAACAAACAACAAAGCCAUACAAAACUAAAUAUAAACUAAGAAAACCCUUCCAUAUUUGUAAAAAGUUGUUCUCUUUCGCUUUCUUCUUUUCGCUACUAAAUUUGUAAAUAAUUAAAUGUUGACCUGCGGUGUCUCUUUGCUCAAUAUUUGUGCUUAAAUCUAAAUAAAAUCUAGAACA